AUCACCAACUACACAGGAUAAAAGAGCCCUGGCCGUGGGCUCCUCUGCCACAGCAUCCUCAGACACAGUCUUCUCCUGCAUCUUCUGCAUCCAGUUGACUCCUGAAAGAUGUCCUACCAGCAGAACCAGAAGCAGUGCCAGCCUCCUCCCAAGUGCCCCUCCCCGAAGUGCCUCCCAAAGAGCACAGCACAGUGUCUGCCUGCAGCCUCCUCCUGCUGUGCUACAAGCUCUGGGGGUUGCAGUGUCCCCAGCUCUGAGGGAGGCUGCUUCCUGAGCCACCACAGGCGCAGGUCCCACAGAUGCAGGCGCAGGAGCUCCAGUUCCUGUGACCGUGGAAGUUCCUGUGACCGUGGCAGCUCCUGUGACCGUGGCAGUGGUCAGAAGUCUGGGGGCUCAGGCUGUGGACACAGCUCUGGGGGUUGCUGCUAGCCUGGAUCCUGGGACUGAGACAAGAGAGUUUGGAGGAAACAAGACUCCCACAGGCCACAGAAAGCCAGCCUUGGCUACUCCAUCCCUGGAGACUUUUCUCUGUCUGAUACCCUGGGCCCUCAAUUCCCACUCUUAUUGUGGAGUAGCGUGUCUGUUCCUAACUCUGACCAAGAAUAAAGCUUCUAUUUAAAGACUUA
Messenger RNA from Alexandromys fortis (reed vole), 626 nucleotides. RefSeq names its product late cornified envelope protein 3D-like. The coding region runs from base 109 to 429 and encodes 106 amino acids. Lineage: Eukaryota; Metazoa; Chordata; Mammalia; Rodentia; Cricetidae. Gene Ontology annotation, biological process: epidermis development. The transcript is spliced from 2 exons. The record is from RefSeq and is a predicted model, not a curated record.